AUGCGUUCAAAAAAUUUGGUUCUCCACACAGCAUGUUAUAAUUCUCUUAUUGAUGGCUUUUGCAAAGUAGGAAGAAUCUCAUUUGUUCAUGAUGCUCUUGAUGAGAUGCAUCGCAGUGGCUUGAGACUAGAUGUUUUGAGCUAUGCCAUUUUGAUUAAUGGUUAUUGUAAGGAUAAAAUAUUGGAUGAGGCCAUAUAUCUCUUUAAGAAAAUGCGUUUAGAAAAUUUGGGUCCCGGAACAGUAUGUUAUAACGCUCUUAUUGAUGGCUUGUGCAAAGUAGGAAGAAUCUCAUUUGUUCAUGAUCUUCUUGAUGAGAUGCAUCGCUGUGGCCAUCCUCCUAAUAUAAUCACUUGUAGUGUUUUGUUACAUGCAAUAUACAAAACACAGAAUCUUCAUCGAGCAAUUGCACUAUUUGAGCAUAUUAUGAGAGAAGAAAUUCGGCCUCCUAUCCGUACCUACAAUAUUCUUAUGGAUGGUUUGUGCUUAGGUGGAAGACUAUACAAGGCAAGAGAAAUUUUUCAGUCUUUUGAUGCAAGGUCGCCAUCUAAGCGUCGUUUUCCAUAA
This is a messenger RNA of Neltuma alba, 564 nucleotides long. RefSeq names its product pentatricopeptide repeat-containing protein At1g62930, chloroplastic-like. Gene Ontology annotation, molecular function: protein binding. The transcript has a single exon. The record is from RefSeq and is a predicted model, not a curated record. Bases 1 to 564 code for a protein of 187 amino acids. NCBI's taxonomy places the organism in Eukaryota, Viridiplantae, Streptophyta, Magnoliopsida, Fabales, Fabaceae.